UGUGUGCAUCCUUUAUUUUGCAACAGUCAGGUUGCUGAUCAGAGAUAUCUUGAGUCCUGUGAGACGCAUGUAAGUUGACAAGAGAAAGUAAGCUGCUGGUGACGUAAAGGAAAUGAUUAAUUUGGUAGUAUAGAAAAUCUAAUUUUAACCUUUUGGUUAGCUGCAUCUUGACCACAGAUAAACAGACUGAACUAGACGGAGAACGUUACAGCCAAAGCUUACAAGUAUGGAUGUCAUCUUCAAGGAAGGAAUGCUGUACCUUCAGGGGGUUAGGUUUGGAAAGGUCCCCCUUGUGCUGCCAUAACAGCUCUGACCUGUCAAGGGAAGGGACUCAGGACUUCUGGGGGUAUUUUGUGGUCACCGGCAUCUGAAUGUUGGAUCCUUUGGGUCCUGUGCAUUGAGGGUGGGGGCCUCCAGGUGGGAGGUCUCCAAUGUUGAGAAAACAUGGCGGAAAAUAAGGGUGGUGCUUUUUAAACCCAGCUCCAUGGGGGUUGGACGGUUGGAGCUCUUCACCGUACUUGACAACAAUGCUGUUACAGACCAAAAGAAGGUCGGUCGGCAGAAAACGCCAGAGAGAAAAGUUGUGCGUCUAAGCGACUGCCUCAGUAUCAAGCCUGCUCCAAAGGAGUUUUGCCCUCCUGGGUGCACAGCCUUCUACUUAAACACCACUCAGUGCAACUACACCCUGGCCUCCACAGCAAGCCAGGACUGGCUAGAUGCCCUCUGUCUCCUGGCCUUCCAGAAGGAUCCUGGAGAAUCAGACAAAGGGGUUUUCGAGAGAGGAAAUGACUUGACCAUGGAGGACAACGACCUUUACUUGUCUUGGAAAACUGAUCUGACCCUUCCUCCAAACCAGUACCAAGUGACUGUCCAGAGCACAGAGGCAUCCAGGAGGUGCCAGCUGGCGGGGGAUUAUCUGGUCUCACCGGAAAAACAUGCUGUGAUACUGUUGGCCAUCAACACUGGGCACAUCAUCUAUCGCUGGCCAUAUAUGCUGUUACGCAAAUUUGGACAAGUUGAGGGUGGAUUCAGCAUUGAAGCAGGUCGUCGCUGUGAGUCAGGAGAAGGACUGUUCAUCUUCCUGUCCAGACAUGCUCCCCAGAUUUUCCAGACUAUAGUAAAGCAGUGCUCUGUAGAGAGCAGCCCCCCUGUCCAGCCACUCAGCAUCCGCAGAAGAUCACUCAGAGACCAGUCACCUGUUAACCUCCCAACCACAACCAACCAGCCCACUGGCCCUCCUGCCUACAAUCCUGCAGAUGCUUCUGCUGACAUAGACGACGAAUCUGACAGCCACUACUCUACAAUUAAUGACACCUCUCUACUAAAGCGGCAGUCUCUUGUCAAUCCUUAUCUCUGUAACAGCAGGGAGGCUGUGGGAGAUGAAGGUGAGGAAGAGGACGAAUGGUGUCAUUCCCUGGAGGCUGUAAACCUUGAUAAUCUCAUGGAGGACAGCAUUUAUUCCAACAUAAGGAGAGCCACGCCACCUGUUACUAAAAAAGAUCUGGUCAAACCUGAGAUAGAUGAUUCCGAGUGCAUCUAUUCAAACGUGAAAAGAGAUGAUUCUCCCUUAACUCCCCAACUACAAUCUUUCUUCUCACCCCUCCCUCAGCCUGUUCCCCAGCCUCCUCCAAGCACACCUCCCCAGUUGGCUCAGUUCGCCCUACCCAAGCCCAGAUACCAGCGUCAACCCCCUGCAAAUAACAUCCCGCCAGGGUACAGUGCACAAGUACAGGCAAUGGAUGACAUGAAAGAGACAGAGGAGGCCAUCAGCUCCCCUACUCGUGCUGCUCCCACAGAGCCCCUUGGCACUUUUAAACACAGGCUGGCAGAAAUCAUUUCCAAGGACCUGGCAAAGUUCCAGCCACCUCUUCCCUCUGGUGCUGGCAGCCCCACAGUUUCUCAGUAGGCUAUUAGUUAACAGACAGACUAGAAGGAGCAAUUUUAACCCUGCCAUGCUGUCAGAAAAGCAAAUUAGUUCCUUUAUUUCUUUGAAAUCUGCAGGAAACAUUCGGCAUUUGCAAAUGUUUGUAUGUUUAUCUGUGGUGGUCCAGUGUGAGUAUAUUUACCCAAUAAACAGUAAAUGGUAACAAAAAAAGUUAAAUACUAAAAAGUACUAAAAAAUACUAAAAGUCUAUUGAAGUACCGUUUUGACACACUUGUGCUCUACUUGAGUAUUUCCAUCUCAUGUGACUUUAUGAUAGUCAAUGCUACACCACUACAUCUUAUUGCAUAUUACAUAUUGUACUUUUUACUCCACAGCAUUUAUUUUGAUGGCUGUUCCUGCUUUGCAGAAGCAGAUUGUUAUUACAAAAUAUAAUAAACCAAUAAAUCAUAAUGUAUUUUAUGGAUUAUGCUACCAGACGGUACAAAAUUACGGUUAAAAUCCUCCACCCUGUUUAAGAGCUCCAACAUUAGUGAUGCCAGCACAUUAAUGCAUCAGUGAUUGUAAUCUAAUAUAAAUUAUUCUGAAAUGAUCCAUUUUGCAUAAUGAGUACUUUUAUUUUUGGUAAUUUAAGUAUGUUUUCAUGCUAAUAAUUUUGUAAUUUUUUAAGAGAAGGUUUAAAUUCUCUUGAAUGGACUUUUUUUUUUUAGAAAAAGAUCAAUGUUAUGUUGUCUUUCACUGCUGGAAUGUCAGAGACUGUUUGCUUCAGUAUCGUCAGUGUGACAUUACCAUUAGCUGAAAAGCUGAAUGAACACUUUGAAAACGUUUCCUUGUUUCAUUCAGUGAGUUGCACAUUUCUGGAAUUAGCUUCUUCUAACGUAUGUAUUUGCUUCUAAACUCCCUUUCUUAAAGAGAGUACAAAGGGUUUUGUCAUAUAAACCAGCAGUAUGGAAAGACCAUAUUCUGUUUUGCUGUGAAUUUGUCUACUGUUUUGUGGACAUGAGUGCUCCUGUGCUUCAAAUGUUAGAACUAAUGAAAUGUAACUUACUCCGUAUAAGACAAUGUAAAGAAAUUAACAAAUAUACAAAAUCACUUAAAAUGCACAUGUUUGCAGUAUAAA
Messenger RNA from Scatophagus argus, 3002 nucleotides. RefSeq names its product docking protein 3 (gene dok3). The record is from RefSeq and is a predicted model, not a curated record. The transcript is spliced from 6 exons. Lineage: Eukaryota; Metazoa; Chordata; Actinopteri; Scatophagidae. Gene Ontology annotation, biological process: cell surface receptor protein tyrosine kinase signaling pathway; positive regulation of MAPK cascade. The coding region runs from base 485 to 1906 and encodes 473 amino acids. Gene Ontology annotation, cellular component: cytoplasm.